AUGACUCUCACCAGCCUGCUGCACAUCACAGCUCUGUUCCUGAUGCAAGGGGAUUUUCCAGAAGCUGGAGGUGAAACCAUAACCCUAAAGGAAGGAGAGGACCUGAAUCUCCAUUGCACCCUCAGCAGUGACGAUGGGUCUGCCCGGCAGUGGUUAAACCCUCAUGGGUUUGCCAUUUUCCUCAACACCCAGCGGGCUUUAAGAGAUCAGAGAUACAAACUUAUCCAUUAUUCAAAGGAUGAAUUAUCCAUCCAACUGUCUAAUGUAACAGUGCAUGAUGAAGGUGUAUAUAAAUGCUUCUACUAUGGCAUCCCCUUCAAAAGCAAGAACAAGACUGUUAAGGUAUUAGCUGCUCCUUCUAAUCCAGUACUGGAAGUAUCCAGAGACACAGAAAGAAGUGUUAUACUGUCUUGCUAUACCCAAGGAUGCAAACCACAGGCCCGGAUCACCUGGCUGUUGGACAACGGGAUAGAACUCCCUGGUGACACUAAGCACAAGUUAGAAGCUGAUGGGAAGAAAUGGACCACAAGCAGCACGCUGACAGUCCUUGCUUAUGGGCCCAAUUCAACAGCCAGCUGCAUCAUUCACCACCAAGCACUAAGAGAAGAGAAGCUGAUGACAUCUUUCCAGUUUGAGGACCUUGCUAGGACAGUUCCUUUAGGAUCUGACCAACCAACCAUCACUUCUGCAAUACCAGAGGAUCCACUAGUUCCCAGCUCAGCAGCAACACCAACCCAGCAAACCCUCCAACCAGACGUCACAUCUACUUGGUCUGAGGUUACACCAGCUGCAGCAGGAAAGGAAGGAUUGGCUGGUUCAUCGAGUUCCCAUGUCCCCAGUGACAGAGAUGUGAAAUCUGAAGGCAUGGAAAAGAAAGAGACAAACCUCUUGCUGCCCAUCUUGGUGGCUGCUCUGAUUUUCAUGCUGCUCAUCAUUGUCCUGCUUUUUGUGAGGAAGCUGAAGAAAGCUCAUGGAGUGUGGAAGAGAGAAAAUGAUGUUUCAGACCAGACUUUGGAGAGUUAUAAAUCCAAAUCUAAUGAAGACAGUCCAGGCCAUGAGAAGAACGAACACGGUGUCAAUCAGAAGUCCAACAUGCAAUAUGUAACAGCAGGAUAUGUGGAAACAAUGCAGAAGAAUCCUGAGACAAAACUAUUGCAAUAAAUGAGAAACUGUUU
Messenger RNA from Melopsittacus undulatus (budgerigar), 1175 nucleotides. RefSeq names its product cytotoxic and regulatory T cell molecule (gene CRTAM). Gene Ontology annotation, cellular component: plasma membrane. The coding region runs from base 1 to 1161 and encodes 386 amino acids. Gene Ontology annotation, molecular function: signaling receptor binding. The transcript is spliced from 10 exons. The record is from RefSeq and is a predicted model, not a curated record. NCBI's taxonomy places the organism in Eukaryota, Metazoa, Chordata, Aves, Psittaciformes, Psittaculidae. Gene Ontology annotation, biological process: cell recognition; detection of tumor cell; positive regulation of natural killer cell mediated cytotoxicity directed against tumor cell target.